CAAAAAUGGAGGAACGGACUGGCUGCCAUGUUCUAGACUUGAUUUCAAGAUCUUAUUAGUUGCUUUGAAAGCAGUCUCCGGUUUUUUUCUGUAUUGUUUCACUAACCUUUGGAAACCUUCCUGCUUCCUUACUGCUCCUCAAGCAGAGACCUGUUGGUGGUCCCAGAAAGCAGACUGACAUCUGAAGGAGAGAAAGAGGUUCUGGAAUUAUUUGUUCAUGGAAAUCAGGUUAGCUGAUUCAGUUCUUUCCUUCAAGUCUCUUCCCCAAACCGAGUUUUAUUAGAACGCGUUACUGAGUCCUGACUCACUUCUUCUUCUUCUUCUUGUUAGCUCAUUUUUAUGCUGCUGGUUUUACACCGUGUGUUAGGUUAAAAUCAUCCUUGUGUCGUGUUACGUUGUUGGUCUGUCUGAUGAGUCAAGUCUUGCUGUAAGCCCCGCCCCCUACCCACUGACAUUUGUUCUAUAAAGAAAAAAAGCAAACAGAUGAGAGUCCACGUUACAACACAGAGGGGCAAACAGGUCAGUGCCGACCAAAAUAGUAGAAGAGGUGACCAUAUGAACAUGUUUCGUACAGAAACGUGAUGUUUCAGCAGCAAGACGAUGACCUGAAGCUGCUCCGUGAGGGGUUCAUUAGUCCAGACAUGCAGUGACUCUGCAGAGUCAACCUGAUGAUGGAGCUUCAGGCAGGCACACCCUUUCUAUCGUUACCAUGGAAACACUGCAUCCGCCUGACUCUGCUGCUUGUUCAGCUGAGUUUACCUGAAGUCAGAGCUUCCUGUCAUAUUCUGAGGUGCAACUCUGACUUCGUGGCUGCGAAGGGGGACCUGGGUGGCAGCAACGGUGGCGGCGGCGCAGCAGGUGCAGCUCUCAGGGAGACGGUGAACGCUGGUUACUGCAGCGCCCUGCGCUCCUAUGCCAUGUGCACUAAGAAGAUGGCACGGGCAUGUCGAGGUGACCUCGUCUACCACUCUGCAGUUCAGGGCAUCGAAGACCUGCUGAUCCAGUACCGCUGCCCCCGAGCAGGGCCCACGGCCAAGCCCCGGCCCCUGCCUCAGGGCACGCUGUCAGGUGACAGCUGCCUCUAUGAGAGGAGCUACUUCAGCAGGGAGGGACGGACGCCAGAGUACCUGCACUGUAGUGUGUUUGGAGACCCGCACGUUCGAACUUUCAAUAAUGACUUCCAGACGUGCACGGUGCAGGGGGCGUGGCCUCUCAUUGACAAUGAGUACUUGUAUGUCCAGGCCACCAGCUCACCAACACGAGGUGGGACGUACCCCACAGUGCUCACCAAGAUCACCAUCAUCUUUAAGAACUGGCGUCAGUGUAUCGACCAGCAGCUGUACCAGGCGGAGCUGGACAACGUUCCUGCUGCGUUCGCUGACGGCUCGGUGUGGAGCGGCGAACGUCGAGGUCACCGCAGCCUGACGGUGCAAAGUCAGAGUCCCGGCCGGCAGGCGGAGAUCCGAGCGGCUCACAUCGGCACGCUGCUGGUGGUGCGUCAGACCGGCCGCUCACUUGGCCUGUCGGUGCUCUCACCGCGUGGCGUCGUUGAGGCCUUCGGCCCGGAGCAGGACCUGCAGCUCUGCGUGUGGGGCUGCCCCGCCUCCCAGAGGAUCAACACGCUGCUCCCCCCACAGAUAGACCCCUUCACUCCUGCAGCCGUCAACGCGGAAGCGCACUGUGCCGCGUUGCUUCCUGCACAAGACGUCUACUACCAGGCCUGCGUGUUUGACCUGAUCACCAGCGGAGACCUGAACUCCAGCAUGGCCGCAAUAAGUGCACUGCAGGACGCACAAAACAUGAUUUCUGAUGGGGGCGGGGUCCACCUGACACCUGUCGCUGCUGCAGGUCGAACGCUUCCACACCUAAGGCUGCUGCUGUUGCUGCUGGGCAUGCUGGGAACAAUGGGCGGAGCCUGAAGCAGCAGGAAGUAACAUAAAGCUUUUUAUAGGAUGGAAUGAGAGCAACAGCUGUUAACUCUUAAAACUCCCCUGGAUCUCUGGCAUCCCCAAGUUCCAGCUCUUCUACCAUCACCAGUUUCUCAGGAGCGGUAGUGUGUAGCUCUGUGGGGUAAACUGUGAUGAUAGCCUGUCCCCUCCAGAAGGUUUACAAUCCAGCCACUAAAUGUAGUGUU
Melanotaenia boesemani (Boeseman's rainbowfish) is the source of this 2134-nucleotide messenger RNA. RefSeq names its product hemojuvelin BMP co-receptor (gene hjv). Gene Ontology annotation, biological process: BMP signaling pathway. The coding region runs from base 669 to 1919 and encodes 416 amino acids. The transcript is spliced from 4 exons. Gene Ontology annotation, cellular component: plasma membrane. Gene Ontology annotation, molecular function: coreceptor activity. The record is from RefSeq and is a predicted model, not a curated record. NCBI's taxonomy places the organism in Eukaryota, Metazoa, Chordata, Actinopteri, Atheriniformes, Melanotaeniidae.